Messenger RNA from Lactuca saligna, 1140 nucleotides. Lineage: Eukaryota; Viridiplantae; Streptophyta; Magnoliopsida; Asterales; Asteraceae. The record is from the annotation of a GenBank genome assembly.
CCUAACUAAAACACCUCCACCUUCCCUUGUCAAUUGGCACCUAAUUUUCCUAACAUUCAGAUCGCAUUUCUACUCGUGCAAGACAAACUUUUGCAACAACCCAUGUUUUCCCCAAUGACUUUAUCGACAACCAAACCCUUCGUUCAUCAAUGGCUUCGUUUCAUCAAAUAGUGAUUUUAUGGGUCUCGUUUCCAUUUUUAUCCGAACACAUUUCUUAGCUUUCAGCAACUUUCAAUCAGCCAUUCACCAGCCGCCACCACCGGAAACCACAAUGAUUCCUCGCCGACGUCCAAUAUUAUUCACUCUCGGAACCUUACUCUUAUCAUUCCUGCAAAAAAUUUCAACAAGAUUUCACAUUUUCAGAAACCCAAAAGGAAAAAAUGCGAAGAUCUUGUGUGCAAUCGAACAUCAAAUGCUAACAAUAUUAUCAUUUUUUGAUGAUCAUAUCAUGGUAUUCGAAGAUCUAAUCGAAACCCUUUUCCCUUCAUCAUCCCGUUUCUUUGACAAAAUCGAUGAAUUCAUACGAUCAUCAGAAUCUUUACCUCCAAAGUUUGAGGAUUUCAUGGACCAUGAUGUUCCAAAGAUCAUGCAACGUGUACCCUUUCUUGAUAGGUUUUUUCAUAAAGAUGAGAAGGAAAUCGUGAUUGAUAUCACGUGUCAUGGUUAUAGAAUCGAACCAGAAAACUCUUCCCAAGAAGAUGAUGUUGUUGAUUCAUCAAAAACGGCCUGCGAGUUUACUUGCGAGUUUAGUGAGGAGGAGGAAAUGGUGGAGAAGUGGUCGGAAGAGAACGAUGAGGAUGAUCUGAAAAAAGAAAAGAAUAACAUGGAAGAUAGUAAUGGAGAUUUAUAUUCUGCAACAACGGAAAUUAAUAACGAAGAAAUUCUCAAGUCUGAAGAUCCAAUCUACGAACUAUUUGAAGCAGGUUGGCACAUGUCGCCACGUGCCCUCUCGGGUUUAAGGUUGGGGUUUCAAACCCUAUAAAACACAAUUUGUGCUUCUCUUGCGGUAUGCCCCAUGUGUGGAGGAAUUUUCCCUGGAAAUCUUCUUGGGGGCUGGGUUUGCCCGCUUUAUGGAGUUCAAACUCGGGAUCUACACUGGAAUAUUGGAUAGAGGCUUCCGUUGAAUCAUUUUUCAUUUCC